CCCUCGGACGAGCCUCGGCGGCCUCGCCCUCCCUCCCCCGCCGGCGCUGGCCUGACCCGUUCGGAUCAGGCUACCCAACUUUCCCAGUCCUGUGACCCUCAAAUUAAAGGACAGGGAUCAGAACUUGCGGUAAUGACUCAAGAGGCAUCUAAAGACAUAGAUUUCCCUCUGAGUUCUUGUUCAGCAGGUGACAGCAGCAUCAUGGUGAAGAUCAAGUGGGAGAAGCAGGAGUGGCUUCCCCAGGCCCUGGAGACCCCUUCCAUUCUGCCAGAGAAGGACAAGGAGAACAUCUUCCAGUAUCCCCUGGGUCAUCCCCUUCUCCAGGCUUUGGGGAAGCCUCGAGAUCCAGGAGGGUGGGAAGAGGCCCAAGGUCCCUGCCGAAUUCCCAGUGCUCAGUGGAUGGGAGGGUCAGUGGGCCGUGGGUCCAUAGCAGCCACCUCUUUUCUUGGCCCACAGUUUCCAGUAGGUGAGGGACAUUUUGCAUGUCCAGACUGUGGGAAGAGGUUUAGUUGGUGGUCAUCACUGAAUAUCCACCAGCGCACUCACACAGGAGAGAAGCCUUAUCACUGUGGCAAGUGUGGCAAGAGCUUCAGCCAGAAGCCAAACCUGGUCAGACACCAGAGGCACCACACAGGUGAGCGGCCCUUCCACUGCUCUGAGUGCGAGAGGCGCUUUAGCCAGAAGCAACAUCUGCUCAAGCACCAGAAGACGCACUCCCGCCCUGCAAUCCACUCUUGCCCUGAGUGUGAGCGACGUUUCCGUCAUAAAGUGGCCCUCCGGGUCCACCAGAGGACCCAUGCCCGUGACCGCCAGCUGGCCCGGGCUGAGCUGCAGAAGCUCCUCAGAGACAAGGUGAUCCGGAAACCCCGCCGGCUCCCGUCAGCAUCACGAGAAUCUCCAGGCUAUCCCUGGGUAGAAGCUGGUGGAGGGUGGAGGUCUGGGCCACCUGCCAAGGCUCGGACUUCUGCUACCGGCUCCGGGGAACAGCGCCAGUUCAUCUGCAAUGAAUGUGGGAAGAGUUUCACGUGGUGGUCAUCACUGAACAUUCACCAGCGGAUCCAUACAGGGGAGCAGCCUUAUGCCUGCCCAGAGUGUGGGCGGCGCUUUAGCCAGAAGCCCAAUCUGACUCGGCACCUUCGUAACCACACAGGUGAACGACCCCACCUGUGCCCUGAUUGUGGCCGUGGCUUCCGUCAGAAGCAGCAUCUGCUCAAACACCAACGCACACACCGAGUUGGGGAGAAGGUUUCCUUGUGCCCUGGCUGUGGGGAGAGCUGCCCCAGCCGGGCAGCCCUGAGGGCCCACCAGAGGGCCCAUGCUGCUGCUGAGCUCCUCCACGGGGCAGCCCUCCGGGGCCGGAUGGUGGUGGCAGUGGCCAGUGUGGAAUCAGGGUCAGGCUUAAUGCAGCCUGCAGAGUAUGCCCUGGGCUUCCCUCUACAGCCACCAGCUUCCCAGGCCCUGCAAGGGGAUGAGGUUGUCUUGCUGGACAGGGAAGCACGCUGGAGCAGGGGCCCAGUAGGCAUGGCCCAAGCAGGUGGAGGAGUACCUUCAUCUGGCACUGCUGAGCAGCGUCAGUUCAUCUGUAAUGAAUGUGGCAAGAGCUUCACCUGGUGGUCAGCACUCACCAUCCACCAGCGGAUUCAUACUGGGGAGCGGCCCUACCCUUGCCCAGAUUGUGGGCGUCGCUUUAGUCAAAAGCCCAACUUGACUCGGCACCAGCGGAACCACACAGGCGAGCGGCCUUACCUAUGUGCUGACUGUGGCAAGGGUUUCAGCCAGAAGCAGCACUUGCUUAAGCACCAUCGUGUCCACAGAGGAGGGGGCCAAGUAGUGCUUGCCCCUGCCCACAGUAUCAAGGAAGAACCUUAAUAGAUGAGGCUGAGACAUGGGAGGUCUCCAUAAU
Molecule: messenger RNA, 1903 nt
Organism: Trichosurus vulpecula (common brushtail)
Lineage: Eukaryota; Metazoa; Chordata; Mammalia; Diprotodontia; Phalangeridae
Gene: ZNF775
Product: zinc finger protein 775
Exons: 3
Coding region: 133-1869 (578 amino acids)
Biological process (GO): regulation of transcription by RNA polymerase II
Molecular function (GO): DNA-binding transcription factor activity, RNA polymerase II-specific; RNA polymerase II cis-regulatory region sequence-specific DNA binding
Source: RefSeq, a predicted model, not a curated record